Molecule: messenger RNA, 432 nt
Organism: Plasmodium gaboni
Lineage: Eukaryota; Apicomplexa; Aconoidasida; Haemosporida; Plasmodiidae
Product: exported protein (hyp10)
Exons: 2
Coding region: 1-432 (143 amino acids)
Source: RefSeq, a predicted model, not a curated record
AUGUCCUGCAAUUAUUUUAAAAUAUCUUUGUUUUCUAUUUUACUAUGUAUUUUAAUAAUCACACAUAAGUUCUCUCUUAAACACAUAUCUCAUAAUAAAACAAACACAGUUGAUAUUAAAAAUGCAGUAUAUAAGAGAUUACUAACCGAAUCACACCAAACAGAUAUAUUAAAAACCCAUUCAGACGGAAAUUUACUAACACAUCCAAUAAAUAACACAUCACAUGAAAAUGCUACAGAAUAUCAUGAAACAUCACCUGAUUGCUCAUUAAGUGAUGAAUUCCUGCAAAACUCUUUUAAUCAAACAGAGAAAAAAGAAUGGAAAAAUGAAAAAAAUAAUAAAUCAUUGCUUCAGAAAUCCCAUAAAAAAAAAAAUUGCAAAAACAUUAAAAUAAUUUUUUUAAUUACUUUAUUUUUCAUUUUCUUGGGGUAG